Messenger RNA from Solea senegalensis (Senegalese sole), 1398 nucleotides. Its product is annotated as protachykinin. The record is from RefSeq and is a predicted model, not a curated record. Lineage: Eukaryota; Metazoa; Chordata; Actinopteri; Pleuronectiformes; Soleidae. The transcript is spliced from 5 exons. The coding region runs from base 442 to 765 and encodes 107 amino acids.
UUCAAAAUGAAUGUUUGUCUGAUGGUAUUUUAAUAUCUGAGAGUCAUAUUUCUCCAACUCUCAGGAGUUUACAGUAAAGCGCGUGUUUAGCGCCAGCUGCAGGUGAGUUGAUGAACUGUGAACCCGUUCAUUGACGUGACCUCAGAACACGAGACUCCGUUUACCUCCUUCACGAUCCUUCACUGCACAUGAGUCUGAGCCCAACUACAACAUGAAAUGACUCUUCAGAAUAAUUCAUCAUCCUCAUCCUCAUUCAUCCUCUCACUCCAGCUGUGCGUAAAAACGCAGCAGCCUUCGUGGAUCCUCGGUGCUGGCGCAUCGUGAGAGAAGCCGCGCGGGUGAUUCUUCUCUGACUCUCAGUAAAAGAAAAUCAACGCUUUUCUCGUCUUUUCUCUCGGAGUUGGAGCGGAUUUACGCACAUUUUUACCGCGGUUUGCAGCGAUGUUGACAGUGAAAGUGUUCACUAGGCUGUUGCUGCUGCUGAUGAUGAUGAUGGUCACUCAUUUUUCCAGUCAACACAUGGAUGUGGACAACUGGAGAGAAGAGAACAAGUGGCCAAACUCUGAAAUAAUCCCGGAUGGUUCAGUGAGAAUGAUCAGAAAACCGGGACCACGUCACUCUCUUGGACUCAUGGGAAAGAAAGAGUUUGCAGCAAAACUGCAAAAAGCGCAUAAUCGUCGCAAGUUUCAAACCUUCGUGGGUUUGAUGGGGAAAAGAAGCUUUUCUCAGGAUGAAGGAGCUCAGAGGAGGCACGAGGACGACUGAGGAGAAAAAAACACAACAAACAAACAUCUUCACAUUACCUGCUGCUUCAUUUCAGUCCAGACUGAAGAAAACGUUUCACCCUCUGUCACAACGAUGUCAGGUUAAAGAGUCGAGUUGUUGCCAAACAGUGACAUCUAGUGGAGAGAAUUGAUAAACACAAGAGGGUCUGAAAAACUGGGUCUCACACCGCUGCGUUCUAUUUGUCAUCGGAACUCAGAAACUCCACGUACCUCGAGUCCAGGAUUCCAACGCAAUCAACGUUAAUAUCACUUGUGUCGUGUUUGUUUCACAGUAAAUCUGUCGUAAUUCAUAAUGCAUGUUAAAUAUGUACAACAGCGACCUUAAAGGCACUGUAUAUAAAAUGUUUUCAGCAGUUUUUGGUGUAGUUUCCUGUCACAGAUGAACACUCACUUCACUGUUCUCUUCACAAGUGUCUGUGAGGGUUGAACCUGACCUUCAGUCACAAUCAGAACAUGUUUACGUUUGUCCACUGUGGGUUACUGUAAAACUCAAAUCCACUCGUACUUGUAUAAAAACACUAAAAUCGACUCACCCGUCUGUAUUUGAACUUCUCUCCACGUUUUUUCAGAGCAGGUGAAGUUUCAUUAAGGUCCAGCAUUUGGUGGUGGGUGG